GUGGGAGAGUCCGGGCCAUGGCCUUGGGCCCUGUCAUAGGCCCCGCUCUGCUGAUCCUUCUGCUCCCAGCAGGCCCACAGGCUUGCGGCCACAUCUCAGUGGAGGCCCUGAUCGUUCCCCUGGGCUCCCCCGUCCACGCGUCUUGCACCAUCCCCAACAACUGCAGCCUCCACAAGGGGGAUGGGGCAACUCAGAUCGUGUGGAAACUUGAGCGCGAGUACCAGGCGGGGGACAGACAGUGGCGGCGACCCGAUGGGACCCGGGAGUCCACGCUCACCAUUGCCCAGUUCAAUUAUUCUGAGGCUUCGCUCUUCUGCGGGGUGCUCUGGGCCGGAAUCCCGCAGAUCAUGGCCCACGUGGACCUCCAGGCGGGAUACUUACCCUUCCGCCCCAGCAAUCUGUCCUGCAUCAUGAACCUGACUACCGCCAACCUCACCUGUUGGUGGGACCCGGGGCCAGAAACCUUCCUGCCAACCAACUUCACCCUGAAGAGCUUCAGGAGCCGCGACCAGUGCCGUUCCCAGGAGGAGCCGGUCCCCGACUGCAUCCCCGAGGCCGGGCUGCAGCGUUGUGCCAUCCCCCGCCGGCACCUGCAGAUGUAUCAGAAGAUGGAGCUUUGGGUACUGGCGCAGAACGUGCUGGGAGCUGCCGAGUCUUCGCACCUGUGCAUCGAUCCCGCCGACCUGGUGAAGCCUGACCCACCGAGCCUCAGGAAGGCCAUCUCCAUCAUGCAGCGCCCCGGCUGCCUGCGCCUCGACUGGAGGGGUCACAAGGCCACCGACCACAUGGAGCAGGUCUGCGAGCUCCGCCAUCGCACCCACGGGGCUCCCGCCUGGACCGUGGUGUCACCCUUUCUCACCCACGGCCCCCCCAGCGAUCCCUGUGGCUUCCUCCCCUUCACCACUUACCUGCUGCAGAUGCGCUGUCGGAGGAGCCAAGAGAGCCAGGGGGGCUACUGGAGCGACUGGAGCCAGGGGCUGUGGGUCACCACUGCCCAACAGGCCCCCACGGGGCAACUGGAUGCCUGGUGGAAACUGACACCUCUGAGCCAUGAGAUGUUAGAUAUUCAGCUGCUCUGGAAGCCGAUGCAGACGAAAGAAACUCACGGCUGGAUCUUGGGGUACCGGGUCUCCCGGAGGCUCCGGGAGCCAGCUGGGGACACUGAGACCCUCUGCAAUACCACCGAACUGGGCUGCCACUUCUCCCUGCCCGCGGGGGUCAGGGACGUCUUCAUCACGGCCUUCAACGCCGCUGGAGAUUCUCCCCCGACCCACGUCACCUUCUGGGAGGUGCAAGGUCCACCCCUGUUGGGCCUCCACGCCUCCCCUCGGGACCCCCACAGCCUCUGGGUCCGGUGGGAGCCCCCCCGGGCCCCCACCCACGGAUACGUGCUUGAGUGGUGCCCGGCAGUGGCGGUGCCCUCCCCCCUGAGCUGCAACACCAGCUGGAGGAUCGAGCGGGAUGGGAGCAGCAACCAGGUUCUGCUGGACGAAAACAUCGAGCCAUUUCAGCUGUAUGAGAUCUCCGUGUUCCCCCUCUAUGUCGGGGGGAUGGGGCCGCCCCAGCAAACCCAGGCCUAUUCCCAAGAGAAAGCCCCGUCCUGUGCCCCAAAACCACAGCUCAGAGAGAUUGGGGAGUCCUGGGCUGAGCUGAUGUGGGAGCCAGUGCCCCUGAGGCUGAGGAAUGGGAUCCUAACCCAUUACACCAUCUUCUGGACCGACACGCAUGACCACGUGGCCUACAUGGUUUUGAACGCCUCUUCCCGGACCUGCGUCCUCAAUGGCUUGGAGCCCGGCAGCUUGUACAGGGUGCACAUGAUGGCUUCCACGGCCGCCGGCAGUGUCAACAGCACCGACCUCACCCUGGCCACCGUGGCCCUCAAUGAGAAGGGGAUGCACAUCCUGUUCAUUUUGUUCUGCCUGUUCUUCCCCCUGCUCGUCUGUAUCACCGCUACCUGCUUCCGGGAGAGCAAGAAAAUGAAGAAUCAGUUGUGGCCGAACGUCCCGGACCCAGCCCGCAGCAGCCUGAGGGGCUGGCUGCCCCAGAGCCCGGAGGAGCAGGAGAAUAUCCAGCUGCCCAAUCUGCGUGACUCCGGCCCCCUGCCCAUCUCUAGCCUCACGGUCCUGGAGAAGGAGACGGAAAAGAAGCCGUCUCCCUGGGGGACGAUGGAGGGGGCGGGCAUCCCAGCCAGGGAUCUCCCAGCCCCGGCCCGGGCUUACCUGCUCCAAGCUGAGCCCCUGGCAGCCAGCGCCCUGCCAGGGGAGACUCAGUCCUGCCCCUACAUGAACGAAGUCCAGUACGCCAAGGUGUUGGACGCCUCUAACUCCCGGGGCCAGGCGAAGACUCCAGCACCUCUCUACCUGCGCUCUGACUCCAGCCAGCCUCUCCUGGGGAAUCUGACCCCCAGCCCCAAGCCCUACGAGAAUCUGUGGUUCCAGAGUGGUUCUCCCAGCAGCGAGGGAGACCCUGGACCCUUCUCCUUCCGGGAAGCGCCGGCCUCUCUCGGAGGCCUCGAGGAGCCACUCGUGGACUUUCCCUUCCUGCGGGGCCUGCAGCUCGGAGGGGCUGACGGACUCGGGGGCUUCUAAAGCUCCCUGGUUUUCCGGGUUGGGGAGAGUCAGAGUCAGGCCUGCCCCCCGCUCACUCUCUCCCUCCUUCUGUCCCACCUCCUCGGACCCUGCCCACCCAGGGUCCAGGGAGGGGCUCCAGUCCUGAACGUUGGAGUAGGAAGGGUCCUCAGGUUGACCUCAGAGGUGAAGCAGGACUCUCCAGAGGGGAGGGGUCAUUCAGCCUCCAUCCUGACUCCUGCCCCCUCCCCAGCUCUGAACUGAAGGGGAGAGGCAACUGGACAUCGCUGCCCUGCAGGACCUUGUGGGGGGGGGGGGGGCAGCGGGAGCACCCCAAGAGCAUCUCCAGCCUGCAGCGA
Molecule: messenger RNA, 2926 nt
Organism: Tachyglossus aculeatus (Australian echidna)
Lineage: Eukaryota; Metazoa; Chordata; Mammalia; Monotremata; Tachyglossidae
Gene: CSF3R
Product: colony stimulating factor 3 receptor
Exons: 15
Coding region: 18-2588 (856 amino acids)
Biological process (GO): cytokine-mediated signaling pathway
Cellular component (GO): external side of plasma membrane; membrane; signaling receptor complex
Molecular function (GO): granulocyte colony-stimulating factor binding; cytokine receptor activity
Source: RefSeq, a predicted model, not a curated record